GUCACUACUAGUCACUGGGCGUUGUAAUCGGACAGAGUGAGGGCCUCGUGACUUGUAUAUGUUCGUCCCAGCAGCACAUAAACCAUUCUUUUGAUUCCCAAUUGCUAAGCUUGCAAGUUACUGCUUACUCUGCUUUAAGAAGACUCUAGAACCAUCGACAGUUAACAGCCAUUGCCAACGAUGACACAGUGUUCGAAAGACGAAACCCUUAUUCAGGAAAUACAUGUCCGAAUCGUUGAGCGACAAGGACAUGAAGAGAGCUCCUGGGACGGCUGCAUCUCAGUAUACUCUCAGUUGAAGAGUAUCUUUGAAGUAUGGAAUGAUGACGUACAUGAAGACGAAGACAUCGAUUCUUAUAGGUUUACCGUGUAUCUGGAAGGAACAGGAAAGCCGGGAACCGUGGUGAAUGGCGACGAAAGCUGCAUGUCAUUGGGAAUUCACGACCAGGGUAUUAUUUUUGCUUCACGGAUUGAAGUUCCAGAACACAGGCCCCAACAAAUGGCAACAAGUACGCGCGUUGCCAUGCGCAUAUAAAGUCAAGCCUAUAGUACGAGCAUUAAGGGAUGGUGAUUGGGAGGAACUAAUGGACAAUUUCUCUACUCUGCAUCAGUGAGACCUGAUCAGGGGUCUUCAUGACUGAACGCUUCUGAAGGAAUACGAGGUAGCACCAUACACACAGCACGCGAUGUCAU
Molecule: messenger RNA, 692 nt
Organism: Cryptococcus deneoformans JEC21
Lineage: Eukaryota; Fungi; Basidiomycota; Tremellomycetes; Tremellales; Cryptococcaceae
Exons: 4
Coding region: 181-534 (117 amino acids)
Source: RefSeq, a predicted model, not a curated record